Messenger RNA from Malania oleifera, 2082 nucleotides. RefSeq lists its product as uncharacterized. Bases 223 to 1815 code for a protein of 530 amino acids. The record is from RefSeq and is a predicted model, not a curated record. NCBI's taxonomy places the organism in Eukaryota, Viridiplantae, Streptophyta, Magnoliopsida, Santalales, Ximeniaceae. The transcript is spliced from 7 exons.
CUUCGAUUCUCCGGGGGGAGGGAAAGAAGAAAAGGCCAAAAAAAGGGUAAGGCUCAAAUAAACGGCGUCGUUUCACGUACUGUCGAAUGCUGCCGAGGUCAUGGUUCAGUAGAGAGAAGGGGGAGAGAGAGAUAGAGAACAGAUCCCAUUCCAUUCCAUUCUCCCCCGCUCCUUCUCUCCCUCCCUCUCCCCGCAGUGCUUCAGCUUCUCAUAUCCUCAGCCAUGAGGCUUCCUCCUUCUUCCUUUCUCUUCUCAUCCCACAGUUGCAUCACCUUCCUCAUCGUUUCAAUUCUGCUCUCACCGCACGCGAUCGCUUUACAAGCGCCGUUCUACCUGCAAGAUGUGCUUCCGCUGUUGCCUCACCAAGUGUCGUGGCCGCUGCUCAACUCCCUCCGCGGCGCAGUUGAUAUUUUGCCCACUUUCGUUGGCGCCGCUUCGUCCCCCGACGACUCCUUGGAGUGGAAGGGGGCUUGCUUUUAUGAGAACAGAGCGUGGAUGGAGUUCCACAACAAAAGUGGCAGUGAGUUUGGCGGAGGGACUCUUCAUAUUAAGGUUAGCAAGGCUCAUAGUUGGACAUGUAUGGAUCUUUAUGUCUUCGCAACUCCAUACCGUGUGACAUGGGACUACUAUUUUUUGGGUCGAGAGCAUACCCUUGAUUUCAAAGAAUGGCAAGGAAAAGCUGAGCUUGAAUAUGUGAAGAGCAGGGGGGUUUCUAUAUUCCUCAUGGAAGCAGGGAUGCUGGGAACUCUUCAAGCACUCUGGGAUGUUUUCCCCUUAUUUACAAAUACAGGAUGGGGUGAGAAUGCAAACAUUGGGUUCCUCAAGAAACAUAUGGGAGCUUCCUUUCAACAACGUCCCCAACCAUGGGUUACAAAUAUCAGUGUUGAUGAUAUCCAUUCUGGAGAUUUCCUUGCAAUAUCUAAAAUUCGUGGGAGGUGGGGUGGUUUUGAGACACUAGAGAAGUGGGUUAGUGGAGCUUAUGCUGGUCAUACUGCUGUCUGCUUAAGGGACUCUGAGGGGAAGUUAUGGGUUGGUGAAUCUGGACAUGAAAAUGAUGAGGGAGAAGAUGUUAUUGCUAUGCUACCAUGGGAUGAGUGGUGGGAUUUUGAGCUGACUAAAGACGAUUCCAAUCCUCAUAUAGCAUUGCUUCCAUUGCAUCCUGACAUGCGGGCCAAGUUCAAUGAGACAGCUGCAUGGGAGUAUGCACAAAGCAUGGCAGGGAAGCCGUAUGGCUAUCAUAACCUGUUAUUUAGCUGGAUAGACACUUUAGAUGGCAACUAUCCACCCCCUCUGGAUGCUAAUCUGGUUGCCUCUGUUAUGACAGUUUGGAAUCAAAUACAGCCUGCAUAUGCUGCUAACAUGUGGAAUGAAGCCUUGAACAAGCGACUUGGGACUCGGGGCCUUGAUCUUUCAGAUAUUCUUGUGGAAACUGAGAAGCGUGGGUCAUCUUUUGAUGAGCUGCUGACAAUUCCUGAGCAAGAUGAUUGGAUUUACAGUGAUGGGAAAUCAACAUCCUGUGUUGCUUUCAUUCUUGCGAUGUAUAAGGCGGCCGGACUGUUUGAUCCAAUUGCUAGCUCUAUUCAAGUUACAGAGUUCACGAUAAAAGAUGCAUACACUCUGAAGUUCUUUGAAAACAAUUCGAGCCGCUUGCCAAAGUGGUGCAAUGAUGGUGACAAUGUAAAGCUGCCUUUCUGUCAAAUUCGAGGGAAGUAUCGAAUGGAACUACCGGGAUACAACACCAUGGAUCCAUACUCCCAUAUGAACGAAAGAUGCCCUUCUCUGCCCCCUAAAUACUACAGGCCAAAUGGCUGCUGAAAGUAUUUACUUUCCUUUUUCAUUUUUUUUACCUGUUUUUUUGGGAGGGGUGAGGAGUUUGUGCAUAUCAAUGGCUUACUCCUCUUGUACAGUGAUAAGUUACUCGUGUAUCUUGCUGUAUGAUGGUUGCAAAUUUGCUAUGCACAAUAUGCGUGGAAAGUGAUUCUACUAUUUGUUGUACAGUUAAUUAACUGAAUAGAUUUGGAAUAUGCAUGAGAAGUUCUAAUGCUCUUAGCAAUAAAAAUGUGGUAUGAUUUUCCGCUUGUC